Rhineura floridana is the source of this 7606-nucleotide messenger RNA. It is a transcript of the gene MED29, whose product is annotated as mediator complex subunit 29. Gene Ontology annotation, cellular component: mediator complex. Gene Ontology annotation, biological process: regulation of transcription by RNA polymerase II. Gene Ontology annotation, molecular function: transcription coregulator activity; transcription factor binding. The record is from RefSeq and is a predicted model, not a curated record. Lineage: Eukaryota; Metazoa; Chordata; Lepidosauria; Squamata; Rhineuridae. The transcript has 4 exons. The coding region runs from base 140 to 829 and encodes 229 amino acids.
UCCAUUCCAUCCGCACCUCCUCCUCCCGCCGUGCACACCGGGCGUUGAAGCAUCUAGGCCCCGCCUUCUCCCCUCAUGUCGGCGCACUGCAUGCCGGGAGCGGUAGUCCCCCGAGGCGAAACUCCGGAAGGGAGAGGAGAUGGCGGCGGCGCCGACGCAGCAGCAGCAACCGCCACAGCCGCCGACGCAGCAACCACCACAGCCGCAGCAACUAACGCUGCUGCAGACGCAGGCUCAAGUGGGGCCCCCCGCCGUUGCAGCAGCGGCCGUGGCAGUAGGCGGACACCAGGCAGCAGCGGCGGCGGCAGCUCAGGCCGCGGCGGGCCCCCUGACCGUCGCCCAUGCAUCAUCCGGGCUGCAGGUGGCCGCGCAGGCGCAGGACUUCGACCCGGUGCAGCGGUUCCGCCUCUUGCUGCCGCAGCUGAAGGAGAGCCUGCAGAACUUGAUGAAAGUGGCUGCUCAGAACUUCGUUCAGAACACCAACAUCGAUAGUGGACAGAAAAGCAAUGAUGGCCCAGUGCAGAGAGUUGACAAGAGCCUCGAGGAAUUCUAUGCCUUGUGUGACCAGCUGGAGUUAUGCCUAUCCCAGCUGCCUUGCUUUGUUGUUGUUGUUAUGUGCCUCCAAGUCGACCACGACUUAUGGCGACCCUAUGAAUCAGUGACCUCCAAGAGCAUCUGUCAAGAACCACCCUGUUCAGAUCUUGUAAGUUCAGGUCUGUGGCUUCCUUUAGGGAAUCAAUCCAUCUCUUGUUUGGCCUUCCUCUUUUUCUACUUCCUUCUGUUUUUCCCAGCAUUAUUGUCUUUUCUAGUGAAUCAUGUCUUCUCAUGAUGUGUCCAGAGUAUGAUAACCUCCGUUUCAUCAGUUUAGCUUCCCUUGCUUUAGUUUAGAUAAAAGCUGGGGAAUCCAUGACUCUCUAGGUGUUGCUCGACUCUUAUCUCCCAUUAUCCCUGAGGGCUGGCCACACUGGGGCUGAUGGGAGUUGGAGUUCAGCCACAUCUGGAGGGCCACAUAUGUUUCCCAUCCCUGGGUUAGAAUAUAAGAUAAUUGCCUCGCUGGAUCCGAGCAAAUUCUACUUGUUCCAGCAGUGGCUGGCUUACUAGCACACACACACACACCCCACUGAAGUUCACAAACAGUGAAUGACUGUGGUGGGGUACAUCUCAUAGACUGCUUCUUUCUAUGGAGGUUCUGUUUAGCUAGCGUAUCCAACAGACUUAGCGUUCUGUUAUUUCAUGGGCAAGGGACCUCUUUCAGCCCGAGGGCUGGACUUGUACCUGGUCAGCCUCCCUAGAGCCAAAGGGCCGAUUGUUAAGUUCUGAUAUUUGAUACAUAUAACAAAAGUGUUCGCUUCAGGCAGCUUCCGCUUUCCUUUUGUUGUUGUUGUUGUUGUUAUGUGCCUUCAAGUCGAUUACGACUUACGGCGACCCUAUGAAUUAGCCACCCCUAUUCUCUUAAGGAGGACCUUUUCUAGCGCAAGAAACAAUCUCAAAAUGUGGUGAGGUUCCAUGCAGAAUAAGAUUGCAAGUCAGACUGUUUUGCAGGUUUCUGUAAUACAAAACCACUUCAACAGAAGCGCCUCGAGGAACAUUUCAUUGUCCUCUGCAAUAUCUUGAAUUUUCUCACACACUAUUCUGGGAGGUAAUCUGGCACCAAUAUAGCUGCAGUAGCAACCAAAAACAUCCGGCCAAACUCCCCUUCAGAAUGAGGGUGUAAUUUCUGAGCAGUGAGCAGCCACUUAACUGGCCUACUCAACAGUCGCCCGCACUUUCUUUCAUUGGGAAAACAGGUCCUGCUUGCCCUCCAGACGCCUCCUAGGGUCCACAAUUUUGUCCUUGCACACCUGUCUGUGCACAGCGCCAGGCAAGCCCUGAUAAGCAGCUGAUUGUCAGGGAUAUAGGGCAGGGUGUUGUGCAGACUCUGAUGCUCAGACGACCAUUGGAGCUUAGGUGCGCAGAGCUUUGCCAGCCCCGACGCCAUCACCUGAUUGUCAGUGCUUGGCAAGCCCAGUGCUUGGGGCUUUGCACAGGACUUGGCAGGUAUUGCUGUGCAGCAGAGUCUGCAAGCCCCUUUACGUCUUUACCUGCCCCACACCUGAGGGCACAUGCAAUGUCAGGUGUGGAACAGGUGGUCAUGGUUUGGCCAGAACAGCCUUGUGGGCCAAAUGCGGGGGGGGGGGGCUAGCAGCCCUAAUUAGGCCUGCAGGCUGAGGGUUCUCUCUCCCCCCCACUCUUGCAUUUCAUUCUACUUGCUGUGUUCAGUGGGGUAGUGCAGGGGUUCCCAAACAUACCGCUUGAAAAUUGCUGAGGGUCCAGGUGGGCCACUUAAUGAUUCUUCGGCCUGUUGUAGCAAUUGUGAUGAGUUGUGCUUAGAUGCUGUAUAAUUUUUAAUUGUGAUGGAUGUCUCAUCUCCCAUCUUCAACCACAAAUCCACAGACACGCCGUGAACCACCUGAAUGAAUGUCACAGGCCACUGGCAGUCCAUAGACCAUGGAUUGGGAGCCCCUGGUGUUGUGGCUUUCCAUAUUUGGUUUUUUUCAGCGACUGACUCCCCAUGUGUGAGGCAAACAGGCUUCCUUUUUGCAUUGACAAAAAAAGAAUUCUGUGGUCUACUCGGCCUUAAAAGUGCAGUCUUCAGUGGCUGUCUUUUUUUUCUUUUUCUUUUUGGUGACCUGCUCUGAAGAAAAGAAAAACAAAUACUUUGCUGAAGUGGUCUCAAAGCCCAGCUCAAAGUCACAUCUCUCUCCAGCAGCAAAAAAUGUCCCAAGCACCAUGACAUAUCGCACCUCAAGGGGGCAUUCCCAUUUCCAAGCCGCAACACAUUCCAAGCAAAAGCAAGCAAACCAUAAAUCCCACCAGGCAGCUUUCAAUUUCACAGCAUCAAACUAAGGUCCACCAAGCAGCAAGCCAUAUCAAUGCACAGCAAAGUCAUCACACACAGAGAGAGGAGCCCUGGAGGCAAGGUUAAGGCUCUUCCCCAAUUUUGCCAUGAUUAACAAUGACCUGAGUGGAGGCAAGUGCACAUGCAAAACAGGCACCCGCUGAACCCCCACAGGCAAUGGACGAGCCCUCCUCAGAAACUGCUCACAUUUCAUUAAAAAUGAAUUAUUUAAUUAUUAAUUAUUUAUAUCAAUAAUUAUAAGUGUUAAUUAUUAUUAAUUAAUUUAUUAAUAAUUAUUAAUUAAUUGUAUAUUAAUUAUUUAAUUGUAUUAAAGAGGUGGCUGUGACAAGGGAGUCACUUCUCACUGUUAAGUGGGUUAAGUUUUUAAAGCCGCUUUGUAAAGGAGUGCUUUCUCAUCUGCUGGGGGGGGGGGGGAGGUGGAGUCAGAGGCAUUCUGAGUUAAAUCAUCAGAAGACACAUUCUCAGUGUCGAAAAUGUCCUUGGCAACCACCUAAGCAACUGGAUGCUGGACCCCAGAAAAGGCACCAAUUUCAAAGCUGCUAAAAAGAAACUAUCGUUGUGCAAAACAAAAGCCAAGCCUGGGUUUUACAAGCCACGGCUGCAAAUACAGCGGUGUAGAAAGAGCAGCUAGUGGUGGGUGUGACUGCCGUGAGUGACAGGUGAUGUCAGAUGUUGUCACAUGAUGGGCAAAGUACGGAUAGAAUAGCUUGGCGAGCCAUUUGGAGGGGUCUGGCUGGUCUAAUUAGGCCCAUGGGCCAGAAGGUCCCCACCACUGUGAUGAAUCUUUUUAAAAAGCCAUCUAAGCGUGUAUCUUUCUUUGGGGAUUACAUAGGGCUCAUCUAGCUUAGUAUUGUCUGCAGUGACUGGCAGCAGCUCUCCAGGAUUUCAGGCAAGAGUCUCUCCCAGCUCUUCCUGGAGAUGCCGCUGGGGAUUGAACCUGGGGCCUUCUGCAUGCAAAGCAGAUGCUCUGCUGCUGCGCUGCAGCUCUUCCCCAUUGAACUGAAUGUCUGAAAAACUUUGCAUGUCUGAUAUUGAAUGUUUGCAUAAUUGUGCACCAAGGGAGGCACACAAAUUUGGGUAUUGGCAGGGAGCGGAAUGAAUUAACAAGAGACUAAUCAGCUCAGAAGCGCAGAUUUGGCAUAAAUCGCAACAGCAUUGACUUGAGGUAAUACAUUAUCAUUAAAUCAAUUUUAAAAAGUUUGGAACUGUGUACCAAGCAAUGGCGCCCCAGUGCCUUGGGAGGGGCCUUUCCCAGUUCUUGCUGCCAGAAAUCCUUUCACUGGAGAUCCCAGGGACUGAACCUGGGACCUUCUGCAUGCAAAGCAGGUGUUCUACAUCCACACCUCACAAAAGAUAAAAUCAAGGCAAGUCUAUGCAUAUGUGAAAUGAGGGUUGGAGGAAGAGCUCAGGAAUUUGGAAAGUUGGGUAGGACAGGUGCUCUGGCAGCGGCUUUUUAAAAACUGGGACUGAGGAGCAGGAAGUAAAAAAAGGGCUUCUGGACAAGGGCUCAUUGGGUGUCAAGUGAAGGCUGGUUGUUGUGGCAUUAGACUAGGGCACAGCAGGUCUUGCUGGCAAUGUGUUUUUGGCAGACUGCUAAAGACCAACAUCAAAAAGUUCUUUAAAUGCUUUCGGUUGUAUUCAACUAAGGCCUGUUCAGAAACUAAUGAACCUAUGUUAAUCAUGUAUAUUCAGUGGGUCUACCCUGAGUAGGACUAGCACUGAAUACCACCCAUUAGAAGCAGGAAACUACCUAAGGAUGCAGCCGGACCUUUGGACAACAAGGGAAUCAAAGGUAUGCUAAAGGAGGAAAAGGAGAUGGCAGAGAAGCUGGAUGAAUGCAUCCGUCUUCAUGGUAGAAGAUGCAGGACAGAUCCCUAGGCUUCCAAAGGAAGGGAGUCUGAGGAGCCGAGGCCUAUAGCAGUGACGAGAGAUGAAGUUCUAGGCCUUUGGAGCAAAUUAAAAACUCUGGCGGACACUAUGCUGGAGAAAGCUUGGAGAGGUGAGGCCCACCACAUGUCUGUUAGACCCUUGCCCUUCCUGGCUUAUUAAAAGUGCCAGAGGGGGCCUGGCCGAGCGGGUGAAGGGAGUGGUCAAUGCCUCCCUACAACAAGGCAGAGUUCCAAUGUGCCUAAAGGAGGCAGUUGUAAGGCCUUUGCUGAAAAAGCCCUCCCUGGACCCCUCUAUUAUGGAUAAUUAUCGGCCAGUGUCUAAUAUCCCAUUUCUGGGCAAGGUAAUAGAGCGUGUGGUGGCCUUCCAACUACAGGGAUUCCUGGAUGAAACGGAUUAUCUAGAUCCAUUUCAGUCUGGUUUCAGACCUGGUUAUGGGAUGGAGACGGCUUUGGUCGCCUUGGUAGAUGACCUACGCAGAGAACUGGACAGGGGGAGUGUGUCCCUGUUGGCUCUGUUGGACCUCUCAGCGGCUUUUGAUACCAUCAACCAUGGUAUCCUUCUGGGUCGCCUUACUGGGAUGGGACUUGGGGGCACCGUUUUACGAUGGCUCCGUUUCUUCCUGGAGGGUCAAACCCAGAAGGUGGUGCUGGGGGAUUCCUGUUCGACUCCUUGGCCGUUGGCCUGUGGGGUCCCUCAGGGUUCAGUUUUGUCCCCCAUGCUAUUUAAUAUCUACAUGAAACCGCUGGGAGAGGUUGUCCAGAGGUUUGGGGUUCAGUGCCAUCAGUAUGCAGAUGACACCCAACUCUACUUCUCCUUUCCACCUAACUGUGGAAUGGUCUUCCCGAUGAGGUGCGCCUGGCACCGACGCUGCUAUCUUUUCGGCGCCAGGUGAAAACCUUUUUAUACUCCCAGGCAUUUUAAAGUGUAUUUUAACAGUAUUUUAUUACUAUGUUGUAUUCUGGAUGUUGUUUGGUUCUCGUAUUGUUUGUGUGUUUUUGUUUCUUGAGUUAUUGUAUUUAUUGUAUUUAUAUAUUGUGCUUGCUUUUACCUUUUAUGUACACCGCCCAGAGAGCCUUCGGGCUUAGGGCGGUAUAUAAAUUAAAUUAAAUAAAUAAAUAAUUCCAAGGAAACUGUCUUGGUUCUAAACCAGUGUCUGAUAGCAGUGGUGGACUGGAUGAGGGUGAACAAGCUGAAGCUUAAUCCAAACAAGACAGAGGUGCUCCUAGUCAGUCGAAAGGCAGAUCAGGGAAUAGGGGUUCAGCCUGUGCUGGAUGGGGUUACACUCCCCCUGAAGACGCAGGUUCGCAGUUUGGGUGUGCUCCUGGACUCAGCCUUAAACCUGGAGGCCCAGGUUUCUGCGGUGGCCAGGAAUGCUUUUGCACAGUUAAGACUAGUGUGCCAACUGCGCCCGUUCCUGGAGUCGUCUGAUCUGGCUAUGGUGACACAUGCCUUAGUUACAUCCCGCUUAGACUACUGUAAUGCGCUCUACGUGGGGCUGCCUUUGAAGACUGUUCGGAAACUUCAGUUGGUGCAACGAGCUGCAGCCAGAAUGUUAACUGGGGCUGGUUACAGGGACCAUACAACUCCCCUGCUGCAACAGCUCCACUGGCUGCCAGUCUGUUUCCGGACACAAUUCAAAGUGCUGGUUAUGACCUAUAAAGCCCUAUAUGGCUUAGCUAAGCUAUUUAUCAGACCGUAUCUCCCUAUAUGAACCUGCCCAGGCCCUGAGAUCUUCAGGAGAGACCCUUCUCACGAUCCCAACACCUUCACAAGUGUGACUGGUGGGGACACGAGAUAAGGCCUUUUCAGUGGCUGCCCCUAGGCUCUGGAACUCCCUCCCUAGGGAGGCAAGAAUGGCCGCCUCUGUGCAGUCCUUCCACCGACAGCUGAAGACUUUUUUCUUCCGGCAGGCCUUUGGAACUGAAGGCUUUAAGGGUCGUGACUGAAGAGGAUGCUGUAUGUUAUUGUUUUACUUGUAUGCUCCUAAACUGGGUUGCAGUAUUUUAAGAGUAAUUGGUUUUAACAUCUUAAUAGUUUAAUCCUGUUUUAAUGCUGAUUUUAUAUGUUUUAUAUUUUUAUAGGUUCUUAAUGAUGUGUACUUAUUUUUAUCUGGAAGCCCCCUUGAGUUCCAGUUUGGAAAAAGGGCGGGGUAUAAAUAAAGAUGAUGAUGAUGAUGAUGAUAGUAGUAAUAAUUAAUAAUAAUAAUAGCUAUGUCGGUAGAAGAAACCGGGCAGGUGUCCUGCGGUCUGGACCAGCUGCGACUGGCAAGGUUGCUCAGAGGUAUGGUCUCUCCACUCGUAUUGCUGGGCCCCCAAGCUCCCAUCGGCCCCAGCUAGCAUGGCCACCCGUUCCCCAUCUCUGGUUUAGCAAGAGGCCGCAUGGAUGCCUCUCAGCUCCGGGGGGGGGGGGGAGCGAAAGAGGACAAGGAAGACCAGUGUUCUCUUCCUUGCCCUGUCCCACCCAAACUCCUCAGAAGGGAAGCUUUUGCAAUUUUUUUUCCAGGCGAAGAAGGGGACGUUCAGUUCUCUGCAGGCCCUGUGGCCGGAAAGGCAACAGUUGCAUCAGAGCUGGCUGAUGCUUCCCCCCCCCUUUCUUCUGUCAAAAGAAAAGAAGUCUCUUGCUGAUCAGGGAGAAAUUGCCCACUUGUGAAAAGUGGAACAGUCUCGUGGUCCUUUCCCCCCUGGGAGCAAUAACUCCUCGUUCCUCUCUCCCCCCCACCACUACCACCUCCCCCCUCUUGCUGCCAGAGAACAGCCUGUCCUGAACUGUUUUGGCUGCACCUCUUCCUUACCCACCUCCCUCCCUCCUUGUAGAAAG